AUUUAAAGUUUGCUGUGAUUUUCUUCUUGGCUGAUGCAUAUGAACGAGUACUCGAGUAGAUGAGUUCUGAAAAGUUCCGCUGAGUACAUGUUCCUUCUUCUGAGCAUUCAUAACUCUUCCGCUCGUUCAUUCAUAUCCAUCAGAAGAAAACCGCACUAUAGAAAAGGCAACAAAAAUUGCAUUCUAUUGCGCAUGCACAGUUCCCAAUGGCAAUGUGGUGAAUGUAUCGACAUACAUAAUUCUUAUAUUUUUGGUCUGUAAUAAAGGAGUUAAUCUAGCUCUAUAUGAAUAACCAUCUAUUUAUGGAAAGCGAACGUCAUAAAUGAGUUGGCGUACUAUAGCGGAAAGUGGAGAAUUGGUUGUAAAUCCUUGAAGGAAAUUGGGUUGGAUUAAGUGUUUAUCAUACCUUAUUAACACAAUAAUAAUCACAAAAAAACAAAAUGAUUAAUUAGCAAAUAUUACUGCCCACCAAACCACAAGCAAGCUACGGAAACACAACGCAAUUAGAGAAAGAAGAAAACGUGGAAUCAUGGAAAUGAAUUAUGGACUCAUGCAUGCAUUCGCGGACUUAUGAUCAAUCUCAUGGACGUUUGUUCCAACCGCCCUGCAAGGACUUAUAAUCUCAUGUACCUGUGGACUCAUAGACGUAUGGAACCAUGGACAUUUAAUGAUCAUGAAUUUGUGGACCGUGAACUUGUAGUCUCCGUAUACCCUGGUCCCAAUCGAUGGACUUACAUGAACUUGUUCUCGUGUAUGUUUGGACCUAAAUAGUAAUUAUCUCAUUGAUUUAUGGAACCAUGUACGUAUGGACUGGUGGACCUAUGUUCUCAUGGAUCUAUAGAUAGACCUAUUAUCUUGCAUAUCCCAUGAUCCUAUGGAAGCAUACUCUCUAUGAUCUCAAGGAAAUUUGGACCUACUACGUUCUAAUAGAUCUGCAGUGGAUUUAUUAUUCUCAUCUGCCUGCUGUUGCCCAGACUUACACAUAUUGGAGCAAGGUUUAUGGAUACGUAGACAUAAUUUUCUGAUGUUCUCGUUCGACUUGAAAUUAUGUUUGAAUUUCCACUCACGCCCUCAAGAGGAAUCUAAAAUCGAGUCCACGCAGGGGCAUUCCAAGUUACCUACGUAACAUGACGAGGAAGAAACGAACCUGCAAAGAUCAGUCAAUUUCUUAAUGGUGUUUACUCAACAAUCACUCUCGAUGGAUAACUACAUUAAUUGAUGCUGAAAAGAUUGUGUUUGUAUUCGCCGCUAUGUGGGAAACAUGGACUCAUUGGAAUGCGGAACCUUGGACGAAACUGGAACUAUUUAUAACUUCUGAUUUGUGAAUAAUAAAACUUUAAGCCCCUCACAUGAUUAGGUAAUUGUCGGUGUUGGCUUGUUUAGCAGUUAGUAUAGCUGGGUUUCAGUUUUUGAUCAAAACAGAUAUCAAUCAUGAAUCAUCAACGCAAUAUAUUUGUUCCAAGUUGAUAGUCACGGAUUCCAACUGACAAGAUUCCAUUUUCCAUUCCAUGUUUCAUCAGAGUUUCGUCAAUUAUUCAAUUCAAUGCGUAAAUGUAAACGAUUGUGACACUACUCAAAGCGUGGGUAGUUAUAAGCAAAGAGCUUUACUUAGUCCAAGACUGUAUUAAAGAAGACAUCAGAAUGAACAGCGGGUGUUUUGGACGGUUAGGAAUGGAUCCACAAUUCCAUGGCUACACACCGUAUUUCUAUGCUCCUCCAGGGCACCAACUGACAGCGAUGUAUCCCAGACCUCAAGUCGUACCAAUGUUUAUGCCUUGUAUCCAACAACCUGAUACGCCAAAACCUUCAAAGUCUUUUAGUAUAGAAGAUAUCUUACAACGUCCGCAUCCCAGAACGUGCAUGGCUAACCGUUCCUAUCUCUCAGGAAUUAGCGAGGUGACAGGGAGGGUGGACUAUAGAUUCAGUCCAGCACCUUAUUGGGAGAGAGGAAUGUGGCAUUCUGCACUAUCAGAGAGAUUUACAGGUAAAAGUGGAUUACUUCAAUAGUUACUUCUUAAGCCUGGCUUAUACACUAUCAAAGUUUCGUUGAUCAAAGUAGGGAUUUUGCAUAGGUAAGUUCUAAGUUUUGAAGGAUUUGUAAGAAAUGUUUGAGGAAACUGACUCAGUGUUUAACACUAACGCCUAUAUUCUAAAAGCACACUCACACAAAGAGUGGAGGUUCAAUCUGAGCUUCCCUUGAGUGUCAAUGCUGUUUUUGAAUAGCUGAUUGAACCUCCACUCUUUGAGUGUGAGUGAACUUUUAGAAUACAGGCGUGAGUCAGUUUCCUCAAACAUUUCUUACAAGUCUUUCAAAACGUAGAAUUUACUGAUGCAAAAUUCCUACUGUGAUCACAGAAAUUUUGAUAGUGUAAAUUAGGCUUUAUUUAUACUGCUAUACCUUGAAGAUAGACUGUAGGCUUAUAGGCGAUCUAGCCACGAAAAGAUGAUAAAAUACCUCGGCAUUUCAUUUUAUUAGUUUAUAGGAAUGCACGAAACUGCUAUCUCAAGUUUCCACUGUAUCGGAUCUUACUCUCAUUUGGCGAGUGUUUAGCAAAUGGCUAUAGUCUUUUCCUCUACGGAAUGAUCGAAGUUGCAGGCAAGCGCUAAUCCGGAGCGAUCCGAAUUCCUUCUUCUUCUAUGUUUCUGCCUUAUAACAGAUAUAGACCUUAUAUCUCUUCUUUUUCAUUUGAAACGUGAGUUCAGAGAAUUGAAGACUAUUCAUCUGAAAAAUUAGUUCCGAGAAUUGCCUUCUUAUAUAUUUACUGCGGUAAGUCUAGGAGACGGCUAUUUCUAGUCCAAUUUCUAAGUGCUAUAAGAUAAUAACUAAUCACUAAAGAAUGAGUAAAGUUAGAGACACAAUGAAAUAGGCUAGUCUUUUCCCAGACGUCUUAUCAUUGAGAAACGAAGACUCCUCGUUGCUAAUCUGUAGGCAAACGUUUCAUUUUGGUAGAUAAUUUGGCCCCCUAAGAUUCAAGAUAACACAACUUUUCGAGCAAAAACUCUCAUAGGAAGAGUAUGAAACUUCGUGCGGAGUAUUGAUGCCCUGGUAACAGAAGUGAUGGAGACUUUUUCUUUUCCAUACUUUUCACCACUCUUAGAGACCGUUCAUCAUUUACACCUCAGAAGCACUGAAGAGGAAUUUAAAAAGGUUAAUAUUUUGGUUUAUCCAAAAAAAUUUUGAGACUUCAAAUAUUCUUUACCUAACAGUACAUUCAAGACUCGCAUUUCACGAUUUUAACCAUGUGGCCAAAUUCUGGGUUUCGUAAGUUAAGUUAAGAUAAAAUACUAUUUGAACAUUGAAAACGUGUUAUGUUCAUGAAUAUUUUUGGAGUUAUAAAAUGAGUUUUGUCGGUGUGUUAAUAACCACUGUUAACAUUAUGAAUAUUGUGAACACCUCGCUCUUACUCUCUGAAAGUACUGAAAAGCAUAAUGUCAAUCAUUUUUGGGAUUUUUUAACCAACGACCUUGAGUCAUUCUUUUCCAAUUUAGAUACCUACCCUUUUAAGGGGAUGAAAAAACCCGCGAGUGACCCAACCUAAUUCUCUUCCGUACUACCUGUGGCAUAAAUAAUGAACGAUCCCAUAGUCUCGAUUCAACUGUCACUAAAGCCCCGAUUAAACGAGGAUGAGAGUUGACGGUAGUUGAAGAGCAAGAGUUUUCUCAACUCUCAUGCCCCGGUCAAACGAGAAGAGUUGCAUGAGUGUUGAUGGGAGUCGACUGGAUAUUGCGCGCACGUAGCGAGAACUCUCGUCAACUGUUAUCAAAAUUUGAACCAUUUCGAAUAAGUUGAUGAGAGUUGAUAAGAGUGCAUGAAAGUUGCCGAAGUACUAUCGUCAACUGUCAUCCAAGUUUGACCGGCGCCUUACAGAGGACAUUUCAAGCUCUAGAUUAACAAAAUCAAGGAUUGACGAAUGUCCAACCAUAUUUUAACUUUAAUAAAAUACAUGAUAGUGUUGGGAAAACAUUAAUUAACCAAGGUCGCCAACUUUCAUGCACUCUCAUUCUCGUUUGAUCCGCGGGCUUAAAGAGGAAGAAUGUUUCGUAUUCCAAAGUUAAAAAUAAAUCGGGACGACCAGUUUUCUAAUGGGGUCACACACGAGGCUUAUGUAAACUAAGGUCUUAAUAUAGUAUAAGACGGGUUUUCAGAUACGAGCUUAGGAAUUUACGCUUAGCGAAACAUAUGGAAUUGGAUGAUGAUAACAACCUUUUAAUGUUAUAUGCCAUUGUGUACGAUGAAUAACGGCCGUGUUUACUCUUUACCAGAAGUGGCCAUCCAUAGAUUUUGACGGCACUUUAAUCGGCUAUUAAGAUUUGAGUGGCUUUUUAAUUAAUUUGCGUGUACAUCCCACUCCCGUAUUUACACGUUAAAUCUCCCACGAUUCAGGACGACCCGUUCUCAUUGGCACAUGUCACAGAGGUUAACGAAAUUAAUUGCUUGAUUUUAUAAAGAUUGAAAAAAGCUUUUUACCACACGUGGCUAGAAAAUCAACCAAAUUGUUUGGUUUAUUUUGAGCUAUUGAUGGGCUAAUGAUCGAGCUUUUGUUUGGCUGUUUUAGGGGCACUUUUCAAAAUGUUUGCAAAGCACACAUGUUUUGUGAGGGUGUGAAUGAAAAAUAGACUGCUCUCAUCAAUGUCAAGAUUUAGAACUCAGAUCAUAUUUACGCAAUAUCAAAACUGAAAGUGUUUCUUAUCUGGUAAUCGGGCUUUCUCCUCAGCAGAGGCUUUAGUUAGCUAUGAUUACGAUUAGUAAUUCAGUGCUUCCACAUAAUUUCCUUCCAACCGUUCAAAAUUUCCUUAUUUUUGAAAAAAUUUCCUUGCAAUAAAAAUUAUUGAAUUUUACCUAAUUUAAAACUGAUUUUAUAGUAAUUUCUCUCGAAUAACCGGAUAUUUCUUGUUCUAGAAGGAACAUAGAAGUUGCGGGAGCUGAAUUAUCAAAGGGGAGAGACAAAGAGUUUACCUAGAUUUUACGAAGGAGAAUAAGCAAAGAGGGUCUGGGGUCCUCCCCCAGAAAAUUUUCAGAUUUUGCAUCUCGUAGACACGAUUUUUGGCAUAUUUUGAAGCGCAUUUCCUUGGAAAUUGCCGUAUUCUUAGGAUUUUUUUUUGAAAUAAUGCAAUUUCCUUCACAUUUCCUUCAAUCUUCCGAUAUUUCCUUCAUAUUUCCUUCAGGAUCGAAUUUCCUUAUAAUUUCCGACAACUAGUUAAAAUUUCCUUCAAAAAGGAAAAUUCCUUCAAAAUGGAAGCACUAUUUAGUAUUGAGAUACAUUUUCACUACACUUUUCAUGGCGAAUCUUGGAACACGAGCGGAGCCGCUGGGAGAAGGAUCCGCUAGUAUUCCAAAAUCCACCAUGUAAAGUGUAGUGAACUGUAUGUCAAUACUAAUCGUAAUCAUAGCCAACUGAAGCCUCUGUGGAGGAGAGAGGUAAUCGGGUAUUAAGUUUAAAAAAGAAAAGAAAAGCUCGCAGGUUUAAUACUUUAAUUCCAACCGCAGGACUCAAGCGCAAUUUUCAGCUUGUCCUGUGGAAAAACUAACGUCAUCUUAUUCAUGAAAGUAUGUUAAAUGACAGUUGAUGUCUUGAUAAGACUUGAAACUCUCGCUAGCGUUUGACCGCGUCAACUCUCAUCGACUUUAAGCUGGUUCAAAUUUUGAUUGAAAGUUGAUGAGAGUUGUUGUUUAAUUGACAGGUAAUAUUCAUGCAGUCAACUCUCAUCGAUUUUGAGCUGGUUCAAAUUUGAUGAGAGUUAAUGAGAGUUGUUGUUCGUUCGACAAGUAAUAUCCAUACAGUCAACUCGCAACAACUUACACGCAACUCUUAAUUACCCAUUUCCUAAAGUCCUGGGUCUAGUCGUGCAAAUCCCGUGUUGGAGGGACAAGAAAUAUGGCAGCACACAUUUAAAUUAAAAGUUUAAUGUAAAAAGGAGAUAUUUCAUUUUUGGUCGUCUAAAAAGUUGAUAUUUGAUCUACUCUUUCACAUAUUUAACGCCUGUCACCAUUUACUUUGUCCCUCCAAACGAUCCCAGAAUGCACUGCGAUCUCUUUUGGGAAAAGGCUAAUUGUUCUCGUUUGAGAAGACGUGAGAGUUGAUCAGAAGACUCUGGUACAAGCACUCGUGCUGCCAUCUCUCACCAUGGCUUGUAGUGUAUAUGAUUGAACCACAAUCACUAAAGUAUGACUUCCUUCUAUAGGUCCAAAUCCCACCCACCACGACUCUUAUUCAGAGAAAGAUCUACUCCGAAGACGAAACACCAGACCCACAUUCAGCGGUCGUCAGGUGUAUCUGUUGGAGAAAACAUUUCAACAGACAAAAUAUUUAGCUGGACCUGAGAGAGCCCAACUCGCGUAUACAUUGCGCAUGUCCGAAAGUCAAGUCAAAGUCUGGUUCCAAAACCGUAGAACAAAAUGGCGGAAAAUAAACUCUGUCGUGGCAAAAACCCGGGAGGCGAAAUCUCCCGAGGUAUCAAAAUCUCCCGAAGAGGACGAACAGGAUGAGUGCAAUGGUGACUCAGCUAUAGAAGACAGAUAAAACUGCACAGGAAAAACAUUUUCAUUCACCAGAGAAAUACUUUGGUAUCAGUCAGAGUAAAAUAAUAUCAAAAAACAUAAUACUUCAGGGACCAGUCAUUAUUAUCCCUAUAUCAAAACUGGCGUUAUAGUAGUACACAUACAUGCAAAUCACAAGCAAGAUAACAUAAUUAUAUUUGUUCCCACUGGCAUCAUAUUAAGUGGGCGUAUACAUUUUAGCGUACAUAUAUAAUUAUCAUUAUCGAUAAAGCUGCAAUGAACUUGUAGCUAAACCUGUCAUGUAAAUAGUAAUGUAAUAUUUUUUGGAGAUACGAGUACAUAUAAAAUUAAAAAUAAAAUGAGAAAUAGAAUUUUUUUGCAUAGAAUUUUGAAAGAAUAGAAAUUGAGCAUAGAAUGUUAAUUUGUUUUAAGUCGUAAAUUAUAGCACGAUCCUUUAUUAAAUAGUGCAUCCAUUCCCAUGCAGUUACUGAUUUCAAUACACAGGGCCGCCGAGAGAAUUCGCGGGGCCCGGGGCAAAUCUUCUCUGGGGGCCCCAUGACAUCAUUAUUUUUAAGCUAGACCCAAGUCAGUCACCCAACUAGACCUUAGCUAGACUGCAUGUGGAGCUACUGUACCUGCCCUCAAUUUCAAAAAUGCUCUGACCAAUUUAAAGAACCUACUCAGUUUUAGGCUCUCACUCUCAAGUUGGGGUGGGGGCCGGGGCAAUCCCCCCCCUUUCGGCGGCCCUGUCAAUACAAUAAGAAUAUAAUAUUAGCACUGAUAAAGAUUUGGAACUAUUUUAAAACUAUAUACGUGGCGUUUCCAACAAAAUAGAUAAAACUGGUUAAUUGCGGUUUGAGAGGGAUUAAACUACGUGAAAUAUACAAGUAAAACUUCGACGUUUCCAGCGUUCGCCGAAGGCCC
Molecule: messenger RNA, 7423 nt
Organism: Paramuricea clavata
Lineage: Eukaryota; Metazoa; Cnidaria; Anthozoa; Malacalcyonacea; Plexauridae
Source: the annotation of a GenBank genome assembly